Messenger RNA from Diorhabda carinulata, 1786 nucleotides. RefSeq names its product juvenile hormone esterase-like. The record is from RefSeq and is a predicted model, not a curated record. Bases 118 to 1752 code for a protein of 544 amino acids. Lineage: Eukaryota; Metazoa; Arthropoda; Insecta; Coleoptera; Chrysomelidae. The transcript is spliced from 9 exons.
CGGAUUUUAUUCGCAUGUCAAGGUUAUCACGGGUGACCACUCCAGAAAUAGAUAUAUAAAUGGAAAUGGAUUCAUUCUUUCCAAUAAGAAACCUCGCGGUUUACUGAAACGUGAAAAAUGACGUCAACAAAUCUAUUCAAAUUUAUUUUUUUAGUAUCAAUAUUAGUUGAUACGAAUUGUACAUCUGCCGACGAUGUUAAUGGCACUAUAGUUGAAAUAGAAACAGGAAAAAUCCGAGGUCGCAUUUCGAAAAGCGAAAAUGGCAACGACUAUUAUUCUUUCCAAGAAAUUCCUUACGCAGCCAAACCGACGGGAGAGAAUAGAUUUCAACUUCCUAAAUCUCCAGAGCCGUGGUCGGAUAUUUUGAACGCUACGGAAGGUACGAAAAUCUGUUAUCAGUUCGAACCGCAACUAAGUAGUACUGUAAUGAGCGAAGAUUGUUUGUAUCUAAAUGUAUACACACCCCAAAAACCAGGUAGCGAUAAUCUUUUACCAGUGCUGUUUUGGAUCCACGGAGGUGGUCUUCAGUCCGGAUCCAGUACAUUGUAUGGACCAAAAUACUUCAUGGACCAUGGGGUGGUUGUUGUUACGAUAAAUUAUCGUUUAGGAGCUUUUGGAUUUGUUGGUACUGAUGAUGGUGUGAUUCCGCCUAAUUUGGGUCUGAAAGAUCAAUUGUUCGCUAUGCAAUGGGUUAACAGGAAUAUUAAAGCCUUCAGUGGUAACCCCGAACAAGUUAUCAUAGCCGGAGAAAGCGCUGGGUCGAUUUCUGUUGGGUAUCACCUCACAGGACCGUGGGUUGACGAUAAACAAAUUUUCCACGGGGCUAUAAUGCAAAGUGGUAGUGCACUCGCUGAUGAAUUGAAACUGGAAAACACUACGGAUGCGGCUUUCAAAAUGGCUUUAGCCAUAGAUCCGACGUUUUCUUCUCAGGAUACUAAAGAACUUUUGAAAUUUCUCCAAAGCGCAAACGCUACAGAUAUUGUAAACUCUGGAGUAUCUAAUGGUGUGGCAUUGGAGAAAAACGGGGGGCUGAUUUCCGAAGAUGCUUACCCAGCGUAUUUGAAGCAAAGUUAUAAGAAAGUUCCCGUGUUAAUUGGGUUCAAUUCUGAGGAAUAUUUGUUUUUUUAUAGAGAGAACGAGACUGUUUUGAAACAACUCGACGAAACUCCUAGUAAACUCAUCGGUACAAUGAUAAACAUGUCUCAGGAAAAUCGAACAGUCGCUGGUAAUUUAUUAAAACAAUUGUAUACAAACAACACGAGUUUCGAAGAAAAUGUGGGCGGAUAUAUUAGAUACGGCAGCGAUCAUAUGUUUAUAACGGCCACGUGUAAACAAGUUGAAUUAGCUUCCCCCGAUGUCCCCCAUUAUUUCUAUCAAUUAUCUUAUAAAGGGGAGAUCGCAGGGAAUAUGACAAAUACAAACACAUUACCCCCAGGCGUGGGUAAUGUGGCGCACGGCGAGGAUUUAUGUUAUAUGUGGGACCUUGGUUCCAAUAGCGAUCUCAGUCAAUUUCCCGAACAAGAUGGCGUGAUGUUACAUAAUAUCGUUAAAUUAUGGACGAAUUUCGUUAAAUAUUUCGAUCCAACCCCCGAACCCGUUGGUAAUAUCACUUGGUUACCUUCAGAACCAUCGACACUUAGGUAUCUCAAUUUAAAUACGACUUUCGAGAUGUUGGAACACCCAAGGCAGUACCAGCAAGUUAAGGAAGUAUUGGAAACCUACAUGGAACUACCUUAUAGAGUUUUUAAUUGAUGGAAUUUCGAAAAUAAAUUUUGGACAGUGAAAA